Messenger RNA from Olea europaea var. sylvestris, 477 nucleotides. RefSeq names its product early nodulin-like protein 3. Bases 1 to 477 code for a protein of 158 amino acids. The transcript has 2 exons. Gene Ontology annotation, molecular function: electron transfer activity. Gene Ontology annotation, cellular component: plasma membrane. Lineage: Eukaryota; Viridiplantae; Streptophyta; Magnoliopsida; Lamiales; Oleaceae. The record is from RefSeq and is a predicted model, not a curated record.
AUGGCUUCACUCAAAAUUAUUUUCUUAUUUUCGACUGUCGUGUUUUUGCUGUGUGUUCUUUCUAAAGCAAGAGAGUUCGUAGUAGGCAGUGAAAAUAAUUUAUGGGCAGUUCCAUCUUUUGUUGACGAGUUCAACAAAUGGGGUGAGAAAACUCGUUUUCAAAUUGGGGAUUCUUUAGUUCUGAAGCAUGAUUCCAAGACUGAUUCAGUGCUGGAAGUGACCCAAGAAGACUACAAAAUCUGCCCAUUUUUCUUUACCAGUGGAGAUGAAGAACAUUGCAAGAAGGGUCAAAAGCUAGAGGUUAUGGUUCUGUCCGAUAAACAUGGCUCCGGCCACCGAUCUACAGCGCAAGCACCUUCUCCUCAUCAUCACCAUCACCAUUACCAUGCACCAGCGCUAGCCCCGACUAACGGUGGUACUGGCCGAAGGCGGCGGAGGGGUUUAUUAGUAGCACUGCGACAGUGGGGUGUAGACUAG